AUGAAGAAACCUUCUCCUUCAGAGUUACGAGGGAAUAGAUGGUUUGAUAUCGAACAAAACGUUCGGGAACACACAUGUUUGGAGUGCCUCCCUUUAAAUUGUUUAGUUUCAGGAAUCCGGACGGUGACACUUCUGAGUCAUUCGGACGACAUAGAAGAGACAGACGGGUUGGUGUUGCGAGUUGCAGAAGCCACGAAUCGCUUACUACUGAGAGAAGCUGAGCUGUUGGCAGCAACGAGCAGAAAUGUAUCGACGGGAACAGCGUUUAAUCCGCAAAUACCUACGUUUGUCGGCUUGCAAGAAGAGCGGGAGGCAUUCGAAGCAGGAAAGCCAAGUAUUAUAAUGAAAAACAGAACAAUUCGUGUCAAACCCUCACAAGAUUCAAAUGGGUUCUUCAUAGCAACGUUGCACAAAGAGCAAAUACUGCUCAAAUCCGGAGAUGAUCUGAGAUCGGAUAUCGAGCAACCGGGAAAAGGAAGCAAAGAUAUCAAGGGAAAAGGAAAAGCCAAAAAAC
This is a messenger RNA of Dicrocoelium dendriticum, 514 nucleotides long. Lineage: Eukaryota; Metazoa; Platyhelminthes; Trematoda; Plagiorchiida; Dicrocoeliidae. The record is from the annotation of a GenBank genome assembly.